AUGACGAAUAAUUGCAAAAAGUGUAAUGCCGUGGACGACGAUAAUAUGGUCCAAUGUGACACGUGUGAUGGAUGGUUCCAUUUUACCUGUGUCGGAGUCGAUAGCUGCAUAGCUGAAGUAAGUUGGAGCUGUGACGCUUGUGAACACAGUGCAUCGGCAAGACUUACAAGACCCAUCUCUUCAUCAUCGCCUACGACCAAUAUUGGAGGAACAACAGUAGAUCGUCGCGUACAUUUUUCAGUGACCGAACCGACUGCAUCAGUGAUCGCAACUGCUAAUCUACAUGGUAACCAGAUAUUUACCGAAGCGCAUGCAAUGACACCUGGGCAGACUACUCAAUGUGUACGAAGACCAAUUCCGGUCGUACAGAGUACUUCAACGGUUUCGCAAACUUUUCCCGGUACAGCAGCGUUCACCAAUCCAAUGAAUUUCGUAUCAUUACCAAUCUCCGAGAAUCCGAAGACGCCAAGCGUAAUAAAUACGCAUUACAAUGUAUAUGCGCUGGGAGGCGAUGAGUCAAUGCUAAAUGCAUCUGGCCAAAAUCAUAGUUCACCAGUAAGUCAACGAAAUCUGCAGCUUGAGCGACUAGAGGAGGAGUUCAAGAUCCAGCAACAGUACCUGGAAAAUAAAUAUAAAAUUUUAUCGCAAUCUUCGGAAUCUAUCUCGUCGAACACCUUUAGUUUACUCAACAAUGGGCCAACAGCUACGCAACUAGCAGCAAGGCAAUCUAUACCAAAACAACUGCCUAUGUUCAGCGGCGAUCCUGAGGAGUGGCCGCUAUUUAUCAGCACAUUUGAAAAUAGCACUGCAGUAGCUGGAUACUCAGACGCGGAGAACCUCAUUCGUUUGCAAGCUUGUCUCAAAGGUAAGGCUCGUGACAUAGUGAAAAAUAAAUUAUUUUUGCCAUCUAUGGUUGCCGACAUAAUCCAAACGCUAAAGAUGUGUUUCGGUAGACCUGAGCAGAUUCUUGAACGUGCAAUGAAUAGGGCUCGCGCAAUGCCUCCUAUUAAAGAUAAAUUAGAAUCACUGAUAGAUUUCGCCUUAUGCGUGAAGAAUAUUUGUACAACUAUGGAAGGAUGUCAGAUGUAUGCACAUUUACACAACCCACUUCUCGUCAAAGAAUUAGUCGACAAACUUCCGAAUAAUCAAAAACUCAACUGGGCGAUGACUCCUAAAGACAAUGCAAUCCCUGCUGUUAAAUUAUUCAGCGACUGGCUUUACAAACUUGCUGAAGCUGCUAGCAUGGUCGUAUCUUUUACGCCAACCAGAGAUGAAGGUUCAGCAGUAACAUUAAUCGAUAAGAAUUUAUUUGAUGAACUUGGCCUUAAAGGUACACAUGAUCCUAUAUGUCUACGGUGGACUGGUAACACGACACGCUCCGAAAAUGAAUCAGUGCGAGCAACAAUCAAGAUCUCGAAUGCUACCAAUAGGCGUACAUAUAAAUUGAAUGGUGUGCAUACUGUCAACGCCCUCGACUUACCUGAGCAGUCAAUCGAUGCUGAAACAAUAGCUAAAAAAUAUCCGCACUUGAACGGUUUGCCAAUCGAAUUUUAUAAUAAAGUGAAACCAUCGUUACUCAUUGGCGCUGACAACUGGAAAUUAGCUGUUCCUUUAAAAGUAAAAGAGGGAGCGUGGAUGCAGCCAAUCGCUUCGAAAACGCGUCUAGGCUGGACAGUUCAAGGCGGUCAGAACGAUCACAUUUUUGACUUCCGACUCAACGUUCACUAUUGUGACUGCCAGAAGGGCUACCUAGAAUUACAUGAGAGAGUAAAGGAGUUCUUCAGAUUGGAGUCACCGGACGCAUCAAAUUUGUUAUCUGCAGAAGAUCAAACGGCCGUAGACUUAAUGAAUGCCACAUGUCGCAAGGUUGAUGGUUUUUACGAGAUUGGUUUGCCAUGGCGAGAUCUAAAUGUAUCUUUACCAGACAGUUACUCAAACGCGCUUAACCGAGCCAUAUGUCUCAAGAGGAAGUGUGCUCGAGAUCCAAAUUUGAGAGCAGAAAUUCAGCAGCAAAUUAACAAUCUAGUAUCAAAAGGUUAUGCUGAAAAACUAAGCACACCUGAACUUCACAUGGAAAGGGAAAAAGUAUGGUAUCUUCCCAUAUUCGUAGUAACGAACCCAAAUAAACCGGGAAAGGUACGUUUAGUUUGGGACGCUGCAGCGAAGGCCAAAGGGGUAUCGCUAAACGACUUCCUGCUUACUGGUCCAGAUAUGCUCAAUUCACUGUUCGAGAUAUUGUUGGCGUUUAGAGUAGGUAAAGUAGCCAUAUGCGGUGACAUCUCCGAGAUGUUUCACCGUAUCAAAGUCAGAGAAAGCGACCGACAUGCUCAGCGAUUUUUAUGGUGGGACAACGAUGAAGAAUCAAAACAACCGAACAUUUACGUCAUGCGAGCAUUGACGUUCGGAACGAGCUGCGCUCCUUACAUUGCGCAUUUUGUGCGCGAUAAAAAUGCGAGCUGUUUUGAAGAAGAUUUUCCACGAGCGGUAGAAGCGAUCCAAAAACAUCACUAUGUGGAUGAUUUUAUAGAUAGUGAAAACAGCGAGCAAGCAGCUUUAGAAUUAGCUCUGCAAGUUAAGCAAAUUCAUGCAUCUGCCGGUUUUAACAUACAUAGCUGGACCUCCAACUCCAAGUUCGUCCUCGAACAACUACGUGGAGAUGCGGCAGAAAUUCAAGGCCCGAAAGAAUGGGGAUCUGCGGCAAAAAUAUUAGGUAUGUUCUGGGAUUCAGCUAACGAUUCGUUUAGAUAUAUUUGCAGAUUUAUGCGAUUACGCCGAGAUGUCGUAAACAACUCGAUCGUACCGACAAAAAGAGAGAUACUUCAAGUACUCAUGUCAAUUUUUGACCCGCUCGGACUUAUAAGUUGCUUCACUAUAGGGCUUAAAAUCCUUCUCCAAGAUAUUUGGCGAUCUGAUAUUGGAUGGGAUGAACCCCUAAGCAUAGAUUUAUAUGAAAAAUGGUGCCAUUGGAAGUCAAAUAUUGAAGUUAUAAAGACAGCGAAAAUUCCUCGCUGCUAUUCAGAGUUUUUACAACAUGCGAAGGAGGUUCAACUUCACAUGUUUGUGGAUGCUGGCGAAAACGCAUAUUCAGCUGUGUGCUAUUUGCGUGUUGAGCAUACUAAUGGCAUCUCCGUUGCACUCGUUGCCGCGAAAUCAAAGGUCUCGCCUCUAAAGCCAUUGUCUAUACCUAGACUAGAGCUUCAGGCCGCGCUCGUAGGAGUAAGACUAGCAGGUGCAGUACUUAAUGUUCAACGCAUACCCAUAACAAAGCACUAUUUUUGGACGGACUCGAAGACGGUUCUAAGGUGGUUGCGAAUGGACCCGAAGAACUUCAAACCGUAUGUUAUGCAUCGAGUCGGAGAAAUUUUAGAGUCCACAAACGUAUCCCAAUGGGAUUGGGUACCUUCGAAAGAGAACCCGGCCGACUUAGCCACGAAAAGUUCAGUUCGGCUUAACUACAAGAUGUGGUUCUCUGGUCCACAGUUUUUACUAUCUCAAUCGAAUGAGUGGCCUCAUUGCGAAGAGUUCAAAGGCGACGAAAUCGACCAAGUCGAACUAAAACGUUACGUGCUGCAAAUAGACAGGGUAAUUCAAAAAAGUUUAUCGCUGGACACAGAAUAUUUCUCGGAUUGGAAGCGCUUAUAUAGAGCAGUUGCGACGUUCUUGCUGUAUAUGAAUAAACUGCUUGCAGCGACUAAAACGCAAAAGUUUAAUAAAGCCAUCGAUUUUCAAAUGAUUCAACGAGCUCAAAUAAUCAUAAUAAAAUAUGCUCAGGACAGCGUAUAUCGCGAAGAAAUAAACCUCUUGUGUCUCGGUAAAGCUCCGCGUAAGCAUAGCCAGCUUGGCUCUUUGAAUGUAUAUUUAGACAAGAGCGGAGUAAUUAAGAGCAAAAGCCGCGCAGAGCACCUUAACAGUCGUGCGGACGUUAUUGUGCUACCAAAUUCACACCAUGUUACAUUUUUAAUUGUUCGCUCGAUACAUGAAAAAUUCCAUCACCACAUGCACGAAGCUAUCAUUAACACAGUACGCGCACAAUAUUACAUACCUCGACUACGAGUCUUGUACAGAAAGGUCCGCAAAUCUUGUCAGCAGUGUAAAAAUUACACCGCUAAACCAAAUGCGCCACAAAUGGCGGUAUUGCCAAGUGCGAGGCUUGCAGCCUUCGAAAGGCCUUUUACUUUCGUCGGAAUCGAUUUCUUUGGUCCACUCUUGGUGAACGUUGGGAGAAGGCGGGAAAAACGGUGGGGUGUUUUAUUCACCUGUCUAACACUGCGCGCUAUUCAUAUGGAAAUUGCGCACAGCCUGGAUACAUGUUCUUGCGUUAUGUCGAUCAGAAAUUUUGUAGCUCGCCGUGGCUACCCACGACAAAUCUUCACCGAUAACGGCACGAAUUUCAAAGCUGCGAAAAAGAUCAUAUGCGCGGAGAUGAAAGAGGUAGAUUUUUCACUACUUAUGUCAACAUUCGACCAGAUCAGCUGGAAGUUCAUUCCGCCAGCAGCGCCUCAUAUGGGAGGGGCUUGGGAACGGCUCGUGCGGUCUGUCAAAUCUGUUUUGUACAAUAUUAUGCCGUAUGCAAACUUCAACGACGAAAGCCUCAAAAGUAGCUUAUGCGAAGUAGAAUACAUCAUAAAUGCACGCCCCUUAACUUUCGUUUCACUCGAAUCAGACGACGACGAUGCUAUUACGCCAAAUCACCUUCUGCUGGGUUCGCCGGAUGGCUUCAAACCCGUGUGUACCGACGAAUUAGACCUAAGAAAACGUUGGUACCAGACCCAAAAGUUCGCUGACAGAUUCUGGCACAGAUGGGUUAAGGAGUACGUACCCAUCAUCUCUAGACGUAGCAAAUGGUUUAAUAAGGUACCGCCGAUACGUGUUGGAGAUAUUGUCGUCAUAGUCGACGAAAAUUUGCCAAGGAAUUGCUGGCCGAGAG
This is a messenger RNA of Rhagoletis pomonella (apple maggot), 4927 nucleotides long. RefSeq lists its product as uncharacterized. Gene Ontology annotation, molecular function: nucleic acid binding. Gene Ontology annotation, biological process: DNA integration. NCBI's taxonomy places the organism in Eukaryota, Metazoa, Arthropoda, Insecta, Diptera, Tephritidae. The transcript is spliced from 2 exons. The annotation marks the transcript as partial. The record is from RefSeq and is a predicted model, not a curated record.